AUCAGAGUUCGGGGAAAACCUUCGCCGGUUGUAAUCUAUUUUUUUUUUCAUUAAAAAUUUUUAUGAGAAGAUUAUUUUAAAUUGCUACAAUAUUAUUAUAAACAUUCUGAAUGUUUCGCGCAAUUCAGUGGGUAAAAUAGAGUGAAUAAAGGCCAAUUUUCUCAUUGAACGUGGAUAUUAAAACACUGAGUAUGGCUGACAUGUCUGACGAUCAGUCAACAAUUGCCCAGAAAACGUGGGAGCUGUCAAACAAUGUGGAGACGAUUUCCCAAGCUGAUGGGAUUUACAAAUAUGACAGAAAAGAGCAGCAAGAUAUUCUCGCGGCUAAACCCUGGGAGAAAGAUCCUCACUUCUUCAAAGACAUAAAGAUCUCCGCCCUCGCCCUCCUGAAGAUGGUGAUGCACGCGAGGUCGGGGGGAAGUCUCGAGGUGAUGGGUCUCCUCCUGGGAAAGGUCACAGCCAACACAAUGUUCGUCAUGGACUCGUUCGCUCUACCCGUUGAAGGCACUGAGACUCGUGUCAAUGCCCAAGCUCAGGCGUACGAGUACAUGACAGGGUACAUUGAGGCUGCCAAACAAGUUGGCAGGCAGGAGAACGCCAUCGGCUGGUACCACAGUCAUCCUGGUUAUGGCUGCUGGCUCUCGGGGAUCGAUGUCUCCACUCAAAUGCUCAAUCAGAAUUUCCAGGAGCCCUUCGUUGCCAUUGUCAUCGAUCCUGUCAGGACCAUAUCCGCUGGGAAAGUGUGUUUGGGGGCUUUCAGGACUUAUCCGAAGGGUUAUAAACCAGCGAACGAGGAGCCCUCAGAGUACCAAACGAUUCCCCUCAACAAAAUAGAAGACUUCGGAGUCCACUGCAAGCAAUACUACUCCCUGGAGGUCUCCUACUUCAAAUCAUCCUUGGACAAACGACUCCUGGACUCCCUCUGGAACAAAUACUGGGUCAAUACCUUGAGCUCCUCUAGUCUCUUAACAAACUCGGACUACACCACAGGUCAGAUCUGCGAUCUAUCCGAUAAAUUAGAACAGUCGGAGGCUGUUGUGUCCCGAGGAAACCUCGGAUUCAUUGUGGUGGGUGAGUCUCACGACCGCAAGACUGAAGAUAAACUCGUCAAAGCCACUAAAGACAGCUGCAAAACCACGAUCGAAGUCAUUCAUGGACUUAUGGCGCAAAUUAUCAAGGACAGAUUAUUCAAUCAAGUGGGAACGACUAAAAUGGAGUUGUAACAGCUUUAAUUGAGGAUUAGAUUAAUUAAAUUUUGUGAAAUGUCUCGAGGAAGAGUGAUUUUAGAAUUACACGUCAAGAGACUGUUUGCUAGUCACCCAUUUUCGAGUUGUUUGCAAAGUAAUCCGGAUGAUUCAUGGCCCUAUACGAAUUGAAUAAUGAUUAUGGAUGCUAAUUAAAUAAUGAAGAACUCAAUAAAUUUGUGGAAUAAAAAUACAUUUUAUUUUCACACCUUGAUUCACUAGAAAUUAUAUACAUUUUUUUGCUUUUU
Molecule: messenger RNA, 1492 nt
Organism: Diachasma alloeum
Lineage: Eukaryota; Metazoa; Arthropoda; Insecta; Hymenoptera; Braconidae
Gene: CSN5
Product: COP9 signalosome complex subunit 5
Exons: 3
Coding region: 192-1223 (343 amino acids)
Biological process (GO): protein deneddylation
Cellular component (GO): cytoplasm; COP9 signalosome
Molecular function (GO): deNEDDylase activity; protein binding; metallopeptidase activity
Source: RefSeq, a predicted model, not a curated record